This is a messenger RNA of Iphiclides podalirius (scarce swallowtail), 1257 nucleotides long. The record is from the annotation of a GenBank genome assembly. NCBI's taxonomy places the organism in Eukaryota, Metazoa, Arthropoda, Insecta, Lepidoptera, Papilionidae.
AUGACUAGGAAAGUUUUCGUGGUCGGUGUUGGGAUGACGAACUUCGUCAAGCCGAAUUCGGGCAAGGACUACCCGGAGAUGGGCAAGGAAGCGGUGGAGGGGGCUUUGGGGGAUGCCGGGAUCCCUUAUGAGGUCGUCCAGCAGGCGACGUGCGGCUUCGUCACUGGCGACUCGUGCUGCGGUCAACGGGUAUUGUACCAGGUCGGCAUGACGGGAAUACCCAUUUACAAUGUGAACAACAACUGCUCCACCGGUUCCACUGCGCUGUUCCUAGCUAAGCAGCUCGUAGAGGGCGGUAUUUGCGACGUGGCGCUCGCCGUCGGCUUCGAGAAAAUGGCGCCAGGCCCGCUGGGCGGCGGCAACUACAAAGACAGGGCGAGUCCGCUGAGCAGGCACUUGGAGAAGAUGGCCGAAAUGGCCGAGAUCAACGGCAGCCCGCUGACGGCGCAGUACUUCGGCAACGCGGCCCUCGAGCACAUGAAGGUGCACGGAACCACCGUGACGCACCUAGCGAAGAUCGCGGCGAAAAACCACCAUCACGGGUCCCGUAACCCGAAGGCGCAGAGCGUUAAGGCUUACACCGUCGACGAAGUGUUAAGCUCCCGUCGGAUCUACGGCCCGCUGACAAAGCUUGCUUGCUGCCCGACGAGCGACGGGGCAGCCGCGGCGGUGCUCAUGUCCGGAGAAGCAGUCGCGAAGUACGGACUGCAGCGGAAGGCGGUGGAGAUCGUCGGCAUGGAAAUGGCGACCGACACGCCCUUUGUCUUCAGUGAGAAGAGCAUGCUGAAGGUGGUCGGUUACGACAUGACAGCGCUGGCCGCCGAACGCCUGUACCGCAAGACCGGUGUGUCUCCUACGGACGUGAACGUGGUGGAGCUGCACGACUGCUUCGCGAGCAACGAGAUGAUAACGUACGAGGCGUUGCAACUGUGCGGCGUGGGCGAGGCGGGGAGGUUCAUCGACUCCGGCGACAAUACGUACGGCGGCAGGGUGGUUGUGAACCCCAGCGGCGGUCUGAUAGCGAAGGGGCAUCCCCUAGGGGCGACGGGGCUGGCGCAGUGCGCCGAGCUCGUUUGGCAACUGCGAGGGGAGGCGGGAGAGCGGCAGGUGCCGCGCGCUAGUCUCGCUUUGCAACAUAACCUGGGCAUUGGAGGUGCCGUAGUGCUGACGCUAUAUCGAAAAGCCUUUACAAACCCCACUUUCAAUGAUAAUGUUGCCGCAAUCGAGCAAAACCGAGAAAACGUCCCUUCCAAAUUA